Stegodyphus dumicola is the source of this 1146-nucleotide messenger RNA. It is a transcript of the gene Nup205, whose product is annotated as nuclear pore complex protein Nup205. Gene Ontology annotation, molecular function: structural constituent of nuclear pore. Gene Ontology annotation, cellular component: nuclear pore; nuclear pore inner ring. NCBI's taxonomy places the organism in Eukaryota, Metazoa, Arthropoda, Arachnida, Araneae, Eresidae. The record is from RefSeq and is a predicted model, not a curated record. Gene Ontology annotation, biological process: nuclear pore organization.
AUGGGGGAUGAUAACAGAAAACGUUUAUUUUGGCCUUUAGCCCGAAUUACAGAAUUGAUCCCUGGACGUGAUGGAAAGAUUCGUACGGUUAAACUUAAGACCCGGCAUGGAACAGUUAUACGACCAAUACAACGCAUCUUUCCUCUGGAGAUACAGGCCAAUGACAGAAACAUAAUUCCUGAUAAGAAACUGGGUGCAGAGGAAUCUAAUUCUAGUGCUGGGUGCGAACAUGUUGUUAAGUUAAUGUCACAACAGUCGUGGCUUUUGAGAAUUCUUGCAGUAGAGCUAAGAGUUACUUCUGCGCAUCAUCAAAGAUCACAUGUUCAUCGCCUUCUUAGCAGUCUUCUUGAUGACAAACCUCCUGUAGAGAGUGGUGCUGUUGAUGUUACAGAGCCAUCAUUUGGAUCAACUAGCAGGUCUUCCUAUUCAUUUAUGAAACCUACAACAGGUACCUUUCGCAGAAAAUUCAUGAAAAUUCUUGAUAGCAUACAGUUUCAUCAUAAGAUGCCCGAUGUUCCUCGUUGGGAUUACUUUGAAAAUGAAGAGGUUGAGCGUAUUUUGAAAGAAUGUGAAAUUAGAGAACCAGAUGGUCCUCGACUAAUUGAUGUUGAAGAAUUACAUAACAGAUUAGCUGAAGAAACUAUGGGGUUACAAGGUGCGUCAGUUAUUGGUCAGAGAACAAUUAUGAUGCAGGAAAUAUCAAAAGUUUUAGAGUAUGCCGUAAGCUGCAAUGAAGCACGAGAAGCUGUAUUUGCUAAAAGAUUGCUAUUUGAUGCAUGGAGACAAGUUACUGAAGUUUUGCUUAUUGCAUGCCCACUUGAAAUGUUAGGAAAUGAAAAAAAAGAUCAAAUGGUUCUUGAACUAUCCCAAGAACUGUUAUCAAAAUACUUUUUACCUGGAAUCUCUAAGUACCAAAACGAUGUUGGACACGUGACAAUUGUCACGCCCCUUCACUCCACAUAUACUGUCCUCCCGGAUCCAGCUUCAGCAUUCAUUCUACCUCAAGCACCUUCAAUGGCAACUGACACGGAUACAACAGCCAGUGAUGACUACGACAGCCGGAUAAAAAACAUGCAAAUUGCAUUUUAUUCACAGCUUACCUGGAACCUGGUUAUAAAAUUAAUGAGGUGGAACACUGUUAAGUGA